Molecule: messenger RNA, 2660 nt
Organism: Helianthus annuus (common sunflower)
Lineage: Eukaryota; Viridiplantae; Streptophyta; Magnoliopsida; Asterales; Asteraceae
Product: NADH-ubiquinone oxidoreductase chain 6
Exons: 1
Coding region: 1422-2351 (309 amino acids)
Molecular function (GO): NADH dehydrogenase (ubiquinone) activity
Source: RefSeq, a predicted model, not a curated record
CAUUCAGUGGUGGGGUGUUCGUAGAAAAGAAGGCGUCGCCCAACGAGUGGCAGAUUUUGAUGGAGUCUCGCUUGGAUGCUGGGGAGAUCCAUAGAUCUGGAUAGAGUCCCCAGAAUAGUACGCGCGCUAGCGCGCUACGGCUUACGCAGUUGAUCGGAUCAGAUAGCCCUUCGGGCAACCAACCAGACCCGGCACAUCAAAUUCCAUUCCGAUCAACAACUUGAAGGUAUGGCUGAGUGGCUUAAGGCAUUGGUUUGCUAAAUCGACAUACAAGAAGAUUGUAUCAUGGGUUCAAAUCCCAUUUCCUCCGGAACAGAAGUGAAACGGGCGGGCGAAAUGACGAGAGAAAGAACCUCUUGGUGGAGUCCAACCCCCCAGAAUAGCACUACUUAGUGACUAGGAGCGGAGAGACCUUUGCGCGUUCUUUUUGUUUGAUCGGCCUAUCUUCUUUCUAUAAGCAAGCUCCCUCCGGCUGUCCAGGGGCUGGGCGGCUCUCGGUUCUUGAGGGGGAUUAGGCGGCAGUUGAAAGAGCUGCUCGAAAGCUUGACGAAGAAGCGAAAAAGGCCUAUAUAUAGAUUCUAUUCUUUCUUAUUAUUCAUUAUUAUUCUAUUUUUAGUACAAGGGCUUUUUACUAGUCAAGUGGUAAGGUAGGGCGCUAUUCGAUGAAGAAAACAUCUUUUAGGAAAGUGGUUCAGGUAGCUCAGCUGGUUAGAGCAAAGGACUGAAAAUCCUUGUGUCAGUGGUUCGAAUCCACUUCUAAGCGGGCCAAGGGUCCAAAGGCCGGAUUUUGAAAUUCAAGUGCAAGAGUAAGCCAAAAAAUGUGAGCGCUCCUGCACUAUACGGCUUUUUUGCGUCGCCCUAUCUUGCUGGAGGCAUAUUCAAAAUAGAUAUAUAAAAUAGAAAAUAUAUAAAAUCUAUCAAAAUGGAAAAAAAGAAAAAGAAAAGAAAAAAAAAAAAAAGAAAAAAAGCUGUUUCUUAGGUUCUCGCGUCCCUGUGCCCAAAAGGAUGGGUGAGUUCGGUUUGAGUGUUCAUCGAUCGGGUGGAUCUAUAUGCUCCGGGGUGGUGAGACGAGGUGUAGCGCAGUCUGGUCAGCGCAUCUGUUUUGGGUACAGAGGGCCAUAGGUUCGAAUCCUGUCACCUUGAUGUGAGGCAUUCCGUCAGCAAAUACUCAAAUAUGAACAUCCAUCGACCGUUACCACUUCCUCUUACUCGUGACUCGUAUAUGUACUUUCUAUAGCAAGCACACGAGACCUAUACUCAGCAACUUUGCUUAGAAACCUUUUUCCAGUUUCUUUAUGCCCAGGCUCCCUUAGUUUUCUGAUCAAAUGAUCAGUUAUCAUUCCUACAAUCCGGCGAAAUUCGGGUAUAUAAGUGUAUCCUUAUGGGUAUGCAAGCACUAGAACAGGGAAGGACGACGUACUAUGAUACUUUCUGUUUUGUCGAGCCUUGCUUUGGUCUCUGGUUUGAUGGUUGUACGUGCUAAAAAUCCGGUACAUUCCGUUUUGUUUCCCAUCCCAGUCUUUCGCAACACUUCAGGUUUACUUCUUUUGUUAGGUCUCGACUUUUUCGCUAUGAUCUUCCCAGUAGUUCAUAUAGGAGCUAUAGCUGUUUCAUUCCUAUUCGUUGUUAUGAUGUUCCAUAUUCAAAUAGCGGAGAUUCACGAAGAAGUAUUGCGCUAUUUACCAGUGAGUGGUAUUAUUGGACUGAUCUUUUGGUGGGAAAUGUUCUUCAUUUUAGAUAAUGAAAGCAUUCCAUUACUACCAACCCAAAGAAAUACGACCUCUCUGAGAUAUAUGGUUUAUGCCGGAAAGGUACGAAGUUGGACUAAUUUGGAAACAUUGGGCAAUUUACUUUAUACCUACUAUUCCGUCUGGUUUUUGGUUCCUAGUCUGAUUUUAUUAGUAGCCAUGAUUGGGGCUAUAGUACUGACUAUGCAUAGGACUACUAAGGUGAAAAGACAGGAUGUAUUCCGACGAAAUGCUAUUGAUUCUAGGAGGACUAUAAUGAGGGGGAUGACAGAUCUACUAAAGGAAAGUAGCUUGAUAUUGGUUCGAAUCCAAUUCGUGAGAUGGCCAUCUUGGUCAUAUAGAUGUCUUGACACCCUUCUUUUCUUUUCUCAUUUUCGAAUGACUGUCCCAUUCCAUUUUUGGUAUAACUUCAAGCCUGGACCCGCUAUACGAUGUAUUAGUAGAACCCCUGGGAUACGACGCCUGCUCCUUGAGUAUCAUGGGAUUGAAUACCCCGACCUCCCAGAGGCUCCCGAGAAAGCUAUUUCAGCCUUCCGGACAGUUAAGGGCAAUUCCUACGUCCCUCAUCGGUCUGAAUCCCCACCCCCGCAUAACACUUACUAGAUUUUGAAAGAAAAACUGAAAAAACGCUUCACUUCCUGACCUUAUUCUCGAGUAGGGAGGGUUCUCGCUACUAAAGAAAUUUCUUCAGUUGAAGUAGCUCUUUCCUGAGAUGUCUUUCAAGCUGAAGAAGGAAGGGCGCUUUCCUUCGUUGAACACAAGACAGACGGGGACAAAUCCAAUCCCUUAAUUCUUUGAUCCCAAUUCAAUUGUUGUUUGAUGUAAUAAUAGAGGUGUCAGGCUCAGACUCUGAGAAAGAUGACAUGCGGCUAGUCCCAACUCUUAGUCUCGUAGUCUUGAAACUCAGCCGUA